AUGGAUAGCGUAGAAGAAAUUGGGUUUGCUGAAGAUUUCGAAAAGGAUCAAUAUCUACUUUUCGAAAUGACAGAGGAUGACAUCCAGAAAUUGAUGACUGGAAUGAGUGAAGCCGAAUUUGUUUCAACAAAAAAUCAACCUAUUGUACUCUGCAUUGAUGAAAAUACAUAUGAUGUAAAAGAAUUCGAUACAAGUAACAUGCUUCUUCCAUAUAUGGAUAAUACUAUUCUCACAAAGGCUUAUUCAACAUUCGAACUCCGAAGUAUCAAAGCUCCAUUACUUUCCUUCAGAAAACUACUUGCAGAAAACUAUCUCACAUUAGAAGAGAUCGGUGGUGCUCCGCUUGUCAACCCAAUCAAAUUUGAUGAUCUUAUGGAUAAUACUCUUUGUUCUAGAUACGAAUUUAACAAGAUUAUAGAAAAAUUAUGCGUUAUUCAGAUUGAUGAAUGCGUUAAGAUGCCAAAUCUUGCUCUAAGGAAUAAAAUUAUCGAUCAAAUUAUCAGAUUUGCAUUAACUCAGUCAGAUUGGAGAAAAGUAAGUGAGAAAGCAGUCGUUUCUACAUUCAAAUUAUCUCAGAUCUUGAUUGAUCAGCCAGCAAAUGAAGAAGCUGCCAUAAAUAACGUUGAAAACUUAGUUCGUGCAGUUCUUUACAGUCUUUCAGAAACAAUUUCUAAUGAUAUCAUUACUUUGAAAGAGAAAAAGAUUAUCAAACAUAUUGUUGCAACACUUCUUCGCUCUCAAAGAGGAAAUUGGAUGCUGAAGGAGAAUUUCGAUAAAGAAAUACAAGGUUUAGUUCCACCUGAUAUUAAAUUUGAUCAUACAUAUACAUAUGGCGUUUGCGUUGAACAUGAAAACGGAUAUUUAUUAAUUGAAGAGGAAACACUUCCAAUUACAGUUGAAGACAGGUUUAAAGCCAUCUUUGCAUUACACAAGCAAUGGAGCGAACACGAAAUUGCUCCUUUCUUUAAGCAAUUCCAUACAAAAGAUAUGCACUUCAACGAAUGGGCCAAGAGAUACAUUCGUUUCGCUGAUGACUUUUACAUGCCACGUUAA
Trichomonas vaginalis G3 is the source of this 1053-nucleotide messenger RNA. Its product is annotated as sister chromatid cohesion protein Dcc1 family. Gene Ontology annotation, cellular component: chromatin; nucleus; Ctf18 RFC-like complex. NCBI's taxonomy places the organism in Eukaryota, Parabasalia, Trichomonadida, Trichomonadidae. The coding region runs from base 1 to 1053 and encodes 350 amino acids. Gene Ontology annotation, biological process: maintenance of mitotic sister chromatid cohesion; mitotic sister chromatid cohesion. The transcript has a single exon. The record is from RefSeq and is a predicted model, not a curated record.